Molecule: messenger RNA, 4417 nt
Organism: Branchiostoma belcheri (Belcher's lancelet)
Lineage: Eukaryota; Metazoa; Chordata; Leptocardii; Amphioxiformes; Branchiostomatidae
Product: neuronal acetylcholine receptor subunit beta-4-like
Exons: 6
Coding region: 736-2184 (482 amino acids)
Biological process (GO): chemical synaptic transmission; signal transduction; regulation of membrane potential
Cellular component (GO): synapse; neuron projection; postsynaptic membrane
Molecular function (GO): transmembrane signaling receptor activity; acetylcholine-gated monoatomic cation-selective channel activity
Source: RefSeq, a predicted model, not a curated record
GGUACUGCUAACGCGCUGGCAGCCUGUUGAGGAUCGCGGUGAAGAACGUUCUCGGAAAACUCGCAGUCGCGUUAGGAUUGUUUAGUAACCGCCGCUACCUACCUCCUCACCUGUGAGCGCUGGACCAGAUACUUCACCGUCACGGGGGAGGCAGGGCAGGGCUGUUUGUUGUAUAAACCCUGCUGAAAGGCAGGUUUCGGGAAGGUCACCCCUGUGCGCACCAGUUGACCGUCCCACCCCAGGAUUUCUCGCGCAGCCCCAGAUAUUGUAGGACGCGCCGCGGGCAGGACGGACCUCAGGUGGCUUCGGGAGCACUGCGGAAAACAAGCGGUGGGAAUUUGUAGGGCAUCCCGACUGAUCGAAAACACUCUCUGUAACAGGGACGGGCCGCAGGACCAGUGGAAAACAACUGGGUAUCCGGGCUGUAUCGCGAUCCGGCAACAUUUCUGACUGGCGUUAUCCUCACGGUUGAAAGCUAAACGUCAAAACAUAAAAAUCACGACCGAAUCUCCGGCUGAGACAACUCUUGAAGUCUCCAAGCGAACGCAACAAACUUGGCCGUCCGAAAACCGUCCGGGCCUGAGGAAUUCUGACCUACGGACACGGAACUCCACAUUUAUAACUGCGUGUGUGCACAAGUGUAUCCUUCCUACUCGUUAGCCUAGCAGAAUCUGCAACUUCUGGUCGGGCCAGCCCGGAUCCAGGCUAGCUGACGAUGACGAAACGUUGCCCAGGAUGGCUGCUUACCGGUCCUGGCUCUUGUCCGUCCUGAUUGCAGCUCUUGUGAAAGCCGGACGUGCCGCUGAGUCCGAGGAGAGGCUAGUCGCCAUGCUGUUCAACACGUCCCGCUACAACCCGCUCAUCCGGCCCGCUCGCACCGUCAACGAGGUCGUCACCGUCAACUUCCGCCUCAGCAUCUCACAGCUCAUCAGCGUGAAUGAAAAGGACCAAGUGAUGAAGACAAAUGUAUGGCUAAAUCAGGACUGGAUUGACUACCGCCUCGUCUGGAACCCCGAAGACUACGACAACAUCGAGGUCAUCCGGGUUCCUUCCGAGAUCACGUGGAAACCUGACGUGGUGCUCUUUAACAAUGCGGACGGGCAGUACGACGUCCAGCUGAAAACCAAGGCUCUGAUCGCCAACACAGGCCAGGUGUACUGGCUGCCCCCUGCCAUCUACCAGAGCGCAUGCUCCAUCGAGGUGCGCUACUUCCCGUUCGACAGGCAGAACUGCACCAUGAAGUUCGGCUCCUGGACCUACGACUCCUCCGAAGUCAACAUCGAGCUCAUCGACAACGAGGCGGUCAUGGACGACUUCAAACAGAACGGCGAGUGGGACAUCCUGCGGUCCCCGAAUAGGAAGAUGGUCAGCGGCUCCGAGAUGUUCGUCAUGUUCGACUUCAUCAUCCAGAGAAAGCCUCUUUUCUACACGAUCAACCUGAUCAUCCCGUGUAUCCUCAUCACGUCCCUGUCGGUGCUGGUGUUCUACCUGCCGUCCGACUGUGGGGAGAAGAUCACACUCAGCAUCUCCGUACUGCUGGCCCUGACUGUGUUCCUGCUGCUGAUCGCAGACAUCAUCCCGCCGACUUCUCUGGACAUCCCGCUCAUCGGUAAAUAUCUCAUGUUCACCAUGAUCUUCGUGACUUUCACCAUCGUCACCACAGUGUACAUACUGAACGUCCACCACCGGUCGGCCAGCACGCACACCAUGCCGCCCUGGGUUAGAACACUUUUCCUGGAAAAACUGCCCAAACUCUUGUUCAUGAAGCGGCUGGACCAGAUGGACGACGAGGACGGGGAUCCUGAUAAGGGCUGUAAACACCUGAAGGUGUUCGGGCGCGACCCGGUGGACGUGGUGCACAUGAAGAAAAGGAACGCCAUGUUGUACGAGACACAGUGCCGGAAGUACGCGCUCAAGGUCACGGACGUUUCCGGGAGUCAGACUCUGUCGGAGAACAUUUCCCUCCAGCUGUCCCCGGAAAUGAGAAGAGCGGUCAGCAACGUCAAGUUCAUUGCGGAAUACUUCAAGAUGCAGGACGCCAAUGACGCGGUGAACGAGGACUGGAAGUACGUUGCCAUGGUGAUCGACCGCAUCUGCCUGUGGCUCUUCCUGUCCGUCUGCGUGAUUGGAACUCUGGGAUUGUUUCUGCAGCCGCUCUUCAUAUCGGAUGACGACAUCGUCUGAAGUCAUCGGCGUCCCGUACUUCAGAGCGCAUGCGCAGAAUGGACAUACCUCCCAAGCACAAGACGGUGGCCGAAAAUCCGGUUAUGCCAACCGGAAGCCUCGGAACUGUUUAAAAUCCGGCGUUUUCAACCGGAAGCCUCCGAACUAUGUAGAUCCGGCAUAUCCAACAGGUAACCGGAAGCCUCCGUAUUGUGUAAAAUCCGGCGUUUCCAACCGGAAGCCUCCGAACUGCAUCAAACUGUCAGUUGAAGAGGUGUGCUGUCCCACUGACGUCUUACUUCGGGAGCAAGUCCUUAACUUUUGCUAGACGUGUCGUGUGGAUGUGGUGAUUGAUUAAUUAGUUGAUCGGUAAGUCGAUAGUCACGCCGUUGGUUGGAAAGCUUGUCGUGUGCACUAAUAGUGUUACACUGUCUAUCAUCUAGCAAUACUAUAACAACCAUAGGAGACCUCUAUUUUCAUCGCACCAUUUUGGUGACUGUUUUGUACAGAUGUGUCUGGGCCGCUUGUCCACCCAGUUGCCGCUCUGGGAAUGGCUGUUUACUGCACUGUUGUGUUUGUCCUGCUUUGAGCUAGACGCUUCUGUACAGCUGUACGACUGAUAGGGUUGUAGCUCUGGGCACAGAGAGGUGUAUAUGUACCAUGUACAAACAUGAUGUAGCUAAGAACAGAAAUACGAACAGUAGAUGUGCAUAAUGUGUAUUUCCGUGUGUCUAUCAUAUCGUGUUCGCCUACCCCACCCCUUCCUAAUUGGGAUGCCCAAACUGUAUGCCCCAAAGCAUGCAAAUCAUGUCUUUUCCUGAGACACCCAAACGCUCUGCAGCUCCAAAAUUAGCUGCCCAGGGGCCCAUUUCUUUUUCUAAGCCUGGACCACUUCUUCCUCGCCCCAGAAGCUGUCACUCCAAAAUCAAGACCACAGGACGGUAUGAUAGAAUCUUUUUCUUGAUUAAGAUUCAAAGUUGUUUCUAUAUUCUGCAUAAUUUGCAUUUUAUCGUGUACGUCUCUGUCUAUACUAUUUACACACUUUUAAAAAAUCUGUCGUUUGAUCCUUUCUUAAAUAAGAAAAAGAAACACACCACUGCAGGUCCAGUACAAGCCACUAAACAAUUAUUAAAAAAAGCAUGCCCAGGACAGAAGAUCUGAGACAAAAUGUACUGCUGUAAUAACAAGAGAGCCCGGCCAAAAUCAUAAUUGGGUUUUGUAAUUUCAUCUUUUCAAGACCAAAUAUCAUUAUAGUCCAUCCAUAUCUUGCAUAAUCCUGAUCACAAAAAUGCACCAAGGGCUAUUCCGUAAUCCUUACAUGCUUGACGCAGUGGUCGCCCGGGUUUGAUUUGUCUCAUGAUCAGUCUAUAGUGCAUUAUACAAAAUUAGUAACGUUAGUUUCCGAUAGAACGGACUCUAAAGCAUACGGUAUUUAAAAAAACAACCGUCCUCUUCGAUUAAAUGUUGUUUUAUACUGUAACCGUAGAUGGGUAUUUCCACAUAAUUGACAGUUCUACAGAGCAUGAGUCUGCCUUGUAUGGAAAUGGGAUGUCUAUAGCAUACACCAUCAUUGUCCUACAACAUUGAAUAAACGAAUCAUGACUACUGCCUGAUGUAACCCUGUAUUUAUGACACCCUUGCGAUGCCCAUUGGUCCAUUGUGAUAUCCGGCACCAAUUGGAAGUAAGAAACAAAUUAUAUUUAGACAUGGCCAAUUGGACAUAUGUAAAAUGAUUAUGCACUGGGUUCCAUGCACGAGUUUUGGAUAGACGGAAAGGUGCAACGGGGUGUUGGACAGAAUUGUACAGACAUAGCGAUUCGAGUGUACUCACUCUUCUGUCUUAUGAGUGUUGUUGGAAAACAUCGUUUAACAAAAAUAAAGCCUGCUAUGUGUUGUAACAGCCCCUCGGUUGACUUAAAUAACACACAAGUAUAUAUUUUCACACUCACAGUGCACUUAUGAUAUAGAACAUGGUAAAUGAAUUGAACGGAGAGAAUCUAGCUGUAUCUAUCAUGCAUGGUGGUAACACGAUGCACCUGUAACGCCUCAAGGAAGUACCCGGAUGUAGACCCGACCCGGAUGUUGAACCGAUCCAGAUGUAGAACCCACCCGGAUGUAGAACCGGCAAUGACAAGGUCAAGGAGUGUAACAAUUAAUGGUUGUAUGAUAAUUGUUUCAGUGCGUAUCAAAUUCGUAAAACAGCUGUACAUCCAAUAGGAAAAAGAAUGUUUAAAACGAUUGUAUACCCAAUAGA